This is a messenger RNA of Haliotis rubra (blacklip abalone), 827 nucleotides long. RefSeq names its product nucleoside diphosphate kinase homolog 5-like. Gene Ontology annotation, biological process: GTP biosynthetic process; negative regulation of oxidative stress-induced intrinsic apoptotic signaling pathway; spermatid differentiation. Gene Ontology annotation, molecular function: nucleoside diphosphate kinase activity. NCBI's taxonomy places the organism in Eukaryota, Metazoa, Mollusca, Gastropoda, Lepetellida, Haliotidae. The record is from RefSeq and is a predicted model, not a curated record. The transcript has 5 exons. Bases 63 to 716 code for a protein of 217 amino acids.
CUAAGCAACAGCGUGGUUUGGCAAAGUUGAGAAGAAAAAGGCUGUGGACGUGAUCUGAGAAAAUGACUGGAGAAAACGACGAACCGAUUAAGAUGGAAGCUCCACAUAUAUAUGUAGAGAGAACCUUGGCAAUUAUCAAGCCAGAUUCAACACAUAAAGCAGAAGAAAUAGAGGAUAUUAUUCUCCGAUCAGGAUUUGCCAUUCUUCAGAAAAGAAGAGUCCACCUCACUCCAGAACAAGCCAGUGACUUCUAUGCAGAACACUAUGGGAAACUGUUCUUCCCAAGUCUCGUGGCAUACAUGAGCAGUGGCCCGAUCAUUGCACUGGUCCUGGCGAGAGACCGAGCCAUCUCCUACUGGAGGGAACUUGUUGGCCCAACUAACACACUGAAAGCCAGACAGACACAUCCAGAUUGUUUGAGGGCGAUCUAUGGCACAGAUGAUCAGAGGAACGCACUUCACGGAAGUGACAGUUUCUCCAGUGCACAGAGAGAAAUCCGAUUUUUCUUUCCCGACAGUGUGGUGGAACCAGUUGCCAUUGGCCAAGCAGCCAAAGACUAUUUGUCUAAGGCUGUGAACCCAACCCUCCUCAAGGGGUUGACAAAUCUCUGCAAGCAAAAGCCCAAGGACCCUGUGAUCUGGCUUGCUGACUGGUUGUUGGAGAACAACCCAAACAAGCCCAAGGUCAGACAGCCAUUUGUGGAGGAGCCUCAGUGAUGGUGGAUAUCAACAACCACAUCUAUACACUCCUUGUAAAUAUGCCCCUUGUAUGUGAAAAAUGUACAGAAUGUUAUUGUCAAAUAUAAACAAAUAAACAAAAAAACACUU